This is a messenger RNA of Miniopterus natalensis, 3721 nucleotides long. RefSeq names its product ring finger protein 170 (gene RNF170). The record is from RefSeq and is a predicted model, not a curated record. Gene Ontology annotation, molecular function: ubiquitin protein ligase activity. Lineage: Eukaryota; Metazoa; Chordata; Mammalia; Chiroptera; Miniopteridae.
GAAUAAAACUCUUUUCAGUGCAGUAAGUUACAUAAAUACAGAAUUUUAAUUAUGAAUAGUCAUAUAUAUUUGAUUGAAUAUUUAUCUCCUUUAUUUCCAUUUAGGUGUCUUAUAAGUCUUUGAACUUUACUGUUUUGCCAUCUGAAAAACAUAUGAAUUACCUGUGAUAUUUGGACUCUGAUGUGGUUGGGCUAUCUCCCCUCAUACCUGUAGAAAUUGGGUAUUACAUUUCUCUGUAGUUUAGUCUAUGGGAAGGAGAGUUUCAUAUCCUCCCUCCCUUUUCUCUUCAUAAGGAAAUGCAGCCUGAGAGCGAUUCCAUAUUCCAGGCAGUUCAAAGAAUUCUGAACCAUAAGCUGAGCUUAGUCCCAGACUUGGAAUGGCCACAUAUCUGGGUGAAGUUCAUAGUUUGAAACUGGAUGAUGAUUCAGUCAUAGAAGGAGUAAGUGACCAAGUACUUGUGGCAGUUGUGGUCAGUUUCGCUUUGAUUGGUACCCUGGUAUAUGCACUUUUCAGAAAUGCACAUCAAAACAUUCACCCAGAAAACCAAGAACUAGUAAGGGUGCUUCGGGAACAACUUCAAACAGAACAGGAUGCACCUGCUGCUGUUCGACAGCAGUUUUACACUGACAUGUACUGUCCAAUCUGUUUACAUCAAGCCGCCUUCCCUGUGGAAACGAACUGUGGACAUCUCUUUUGUGGUACUUGCAUUAUUGCAUACUGGAGAUACGGUUCAUGGCUUGGAGCAAUCAGUUGUCCAAUCUGUAGACAAACGGUAACUUUACUGCUACCAGUAUUUGGUGAAAAUGACCAGUCUCAGGAUGUUGUACCAUUGCUUCAAGAUAUUAAUGAUUAUAACCGGAGAUUCUCAGGGCAGCCCAGAUCUAUUAUGGAAAGAAUUAUGGAUCUACCCACUUUACUGAGACAUGCAUUCAGGGAAAUGUUUUCAGUCGGGGGCCUUUUCUGGAUGUUCCGUAUCAGGAUAAUACUUUGCUUAAUGGGAGCUUUUUUCUAUCUUAUAUCACCUCUAGAUUUUGUACCUGAAGCCUUGUUUGGAAUUCUAGGCUUUUUAGAUGAUUUCUUUGUCAUCUUUUUGUUGCUUAUCUACAUCUCUAUUAUGUAUAGAGAAGUGAUAACACAGAGACUAAACAGGUGAAAAAAAGAGUUUACUAAAAUAGGAGCUAUUGUGUAAAAUCAAACAAAAGGGACCCAUGGCAGUAUAAAACAUUUGAACAUUAGCUCACAUACUUAAAACCACUGUCUGACAAACAUGUCAUUAUCAUUUGGCAAAUACCUAGCAAUAUAUGACUGGAAUUUUUACAUGUUGCAGGUUCUAAUAUUGAAGUUAGAAUUAUAAUAAUUUAUAGCUGUAUCUUGACUGUGUUGUCUAUAAAGUCUCUGGAAAGAACAUGGAAUUAUAUAAAAGGGAUGCUUUUUUAUAUCUUUUUCUUUUCCCAAAAAUUACUCAGAUUAAUUGGAUGUAUAGUAAGAUAUUGUUAAAUGUACACUUUAUCCAAUUUUUCCUUCUCAGUGCUAAUAUAUUGCAAUGAGAUGCAUCUAAAUAUUUUUGUUACAAUAAAAUGUUGCACAGUAUUGAGGAAAAGCCAGUGUUUCCUUUAGUACUAGCUAAGUUUUGUGCAUUUGGAGCAGUUCUGCUUUUCCAUUCUGAUGUCUUUCUUAUCAGCUGCAAGUGAACGAAGAAACUUGAACUUUAUAAUCUGAUUUCACUUUCUGGUUUCCAGAAUACUAGAAGAAUUAACAACAUGUAGACAUUCAUCUCCAGUCAGCAUACUUAUGUUCUCAGUUAUGGCAUUUAAGCAAGCGUUUGGUCCUUUCACAGGAACAGUAUAUCAAAGGAAUUUGUAAAGGGAAUGUUUUUUCAGGAACCUGGGUGAUACUUCAGACAUGUAGUUUGAUGCAUUUUUGAGGAAAGUGGUUCUUCAUGGCUUGAGUAUCAAAGACUUAGAACAGUACAAGGAACGAUUUAAAUAUGACAAGAGAAAUUACUGGUGAGCCAGAGUAACAGAAUGGACAGAUUUGGUUAGUUUUCUCUUGACAGGAAACUUUCAAUACUGUCUGUAGAUGGCAGCAGAUAGCCCAGAUUCAUCAAGUAUUGUGCAGAAGGAGCAAAUGUUGGAGGUGGUUGAUAAGGAGAGUUAUCUUGGUUUAUUUAAUGGCUACAGCAUAAGUAUCGAAUGCUCUUUUCUGCAGUUGUCUGUCAGAGAAGAACCCAAACCACAAGUACUAUGAAAUCCUAACUCCCUCAGCUGGUACUGCUCAUUAGCAAAGUGGACAGGACAGCAGGGUGGCGCUGAUGCCCAGGGAUGUUAGCUCUGUCACCUGUAGUCACUGAUAGUCAUAUUGUCCAUUCACGUAUUAGUGAGCCUAUGUAUGGACAGGCAAAAAAAGAACAAAUCUGUCACAGUCUCCCAGGUUAACCAGAUUAGCCAUAAACUAAUAAGAUCCUGAACAAAAUGUCAAAAAUAGUGUUUUCUAAUUUGAGCCUAGGACAAAGCUGUUGCUUGUCAGAGAGAAAAUGAUAAUGCUUAAAUAUAGCACAUUGUAAUUAAAGCAACUUCUUCCAUAUUCUUCAUUUUAUCCUUAAGACAGCAUGUGAAUAAGGCAGGGCAUUGUCUUCCUUUUCAUAGGUGAAAUCCCUGUGUUACAGAUGACAGUAUUUUUGUCUGAAGCCACGCACAAACAAGUGACUAGACUGGUGUUAGACUCACUAACUCCUGCAUGGGUUCAGAUAAAUGUGAAGGUUAUUACCAAGGGGCAAAGCUGGAGAGAAACUGGGGUCCUUGGAGUCUUUUGGGACACACUGGAGUAGGAUAGCUUAGGUGCACCUAAGAGGAGAAGUACAGAAAGAUGACAUAUCAACACUUCAUGAACCAUAAUUCUGUACUUCCAAAUCAAACGUCUAAUUGGGUGGCAUACUUCACAGAAAAACAUUUCGGCUGCAUUUACCAACUUAAAAAGCUAAUGAGUAGGAGUUUGUUACACAGACUAGAAAUGCAUUUCCUACCAAUUACAGAUUUGGUGUGGGCUAUAUAGCAAUGUCAUUUUUGAAAGGAUUUUAUUUCCUGUGCAUAUGUUCUGCUUCAAGUGUCACAUUUCUAGUUACAAUAAUUUCAUUGUAAUAUUUGGAAUUCCUUGUAAGUCUUUCCUGGUAGAGGUGUAUUGUACCAACUUUUGUAACAUACAGAAACAUUGUAUGAUCUGAAGUCUUGUUAAAUUGAAAAGGGAACAUGUGGACAUCUCAUAAUUUUAGACUAUUAUGUCAUCUGUAUUGAUCACUGAUAAUUGUAGACAGUAUCUGAGAAAAUAUUUAAAGCAAGUAGAGUCAAUCAAUGUUUUAAACAUAGUAAUACUUCUAUAAUUCUUAAGAGUGAGAUUAUAUAAAUCAAAGCAACAAUUUGGAUUUUUGUAAACAACAAUAUUGUAACUUUCACAAAAAGACGGUCCAACCCCAGGAGCAGGCCUAUGGGAAACAAUACGGAGGAAACAACUGUUCUCACUGCCUACUAGAACAGUGGUUUCAGCUGCUGGUUCUCUGCCUCUGAAAGCAACAAGGGAAGACAAGACUGUGUUGGUCCCUGUGGCUGUGCAGAUACCUACCUCACAGAGUUGCUGCAGAGGAUUUACAGUUUGGUUCAAACUUUGUGAUUUAAGAAUUUGUGAAACUUAUUCUUUUGAAUAAAAGCAAUAUAUCUAAAAUUAGAAA